GCAUCCGGUUGAGAGUACAAGGCCUAGCAAGUAGUCACACCCAACGACUCACGACCACACUGGACUGGACUUUGAAAUCUCAAGCACUCUAACACAACCACCAUUCGAUAAGAUAAGGUGUGAUGGGUGAACUUGUAGUGUACGUACGAUGUGCUCAUUGUGCUCACUGCGCCUUUAAAACAUGACAGCUCGAGUGUCAUUCUGAAUAUGGUCUCUCUCUCUCUCUCUCUCUCUCUCUCUCAUUAUAGUUUAUGUUUUUCGCUCGAGAUUCACUGACAAGUAGCUCCCGCCAGCUGCUCCUUUAAUUUGGUCCUCGGAAUCGCCAGUUUCAGCUGCUGUUGGGUACAAGACCUUCGUUCGAGGACUGAGCUUGUCAUUCUGGAUCUGUGCAUCGAAGUGCUUCGGACUAAGAACCCGCUCGAAGCAGCUUCGAGGAUUUGAAAGAGGUUCGUUGCAUCUUCUGGAACGAAAUGGGCCCAGCAAGAAACUUACGAGCGCGUACGACGGUGUUCUAUGGGGGAGGGUACCAUGGGAGGGGCAACUGGCAACUGUAUCUGGUGAUUGCUUUUGGUCUGUGUGGGACAGCAGGUCUGGUCUCCAUUUUGAGGAAAAUGCAGCGAAGAAAUAUGGAGAACAAAAGGACUUUAGUCCAAUGGACCGGCUUUUUCGCCGUGGCGACACUCUGCUUGUGCGUUCCUGCCAUCGUUGUUCUAUGCGGGAGCCCGUCGAAUACUGUGGGAAUCAUUGCCAUCGUUAGUAUCGGCUUUCUGCUUUUGCCGCUCGUCGUGUGGAUUGUCAUGGCUCUCAGGAGGGCUCGUCGUCUACACGAGAAGAAUUUCGGGGUGGUCAAACCAAAACCGAAUGAUGAUGCGCAUGCAGCACACGCCGGUACCAAAAUUGAUGACACUCAGUAUCCAUCUUUCGUGCCGCAAGCCAGCCGCCCUUCGACGGCGGCGGUCGACGUCGAUGGAAAACCCCACGUCUCAGGCCACACGAAACCCCACGGCUACGGUUGAAGUGCUUUUUCAGAACCUCUGGGGCCUUAACCACGAAGAAAAUCAUCGUUCCCUUUGUUUGUGCCAGCCGCGAGCGUCGAGCCAGAGUUCUCACUUCGUUGCGAGGAGAAUUUCGACAGGUCUCUCUCACAUCGUCGUCCGAUCGAGCCGAUCUUUCUUUCUCAGCUACCAUCGACAAUUUCUGCCCGACCUGGAGCUUGUGGAAAAUUCUCUUCAGUCCGGUCGGUCAGAAGAGAAGGAAUGGAGCUUUUGAAGCCUGGCUGGCUUCCUUAUUUUUUGCUGGGACACGUUUCACGGAAAAAAUUGCAUAUUGCUAAGAGGUCUUUCAUUCUUGGUGGGCAGGUUGCUGGGAGAUGCUAAUGCUCUCAGAUCACCGUUGGCAGUCCUUCAGUUACAACAACCUCGUGUCUGCACAAAUGUUUCAUCGGCAGAUGAAGAUAGACAGUCGAUGCGUGCCUUUUGGUGACCGAGACAAGACAGAGGCUCAGCUUCUCCAUGUACAUAUGAAUCUGAAGCUCUUUCUCCCGAUCCUCACUCUGAAGCGGAUUUUACAGAUCGCCUCUGAGAGCGAGCUCACAGACGACUCUGUGUACUCGUAGAGCUGAGACCCAAACUUGGCUGCUUAGCUUUGCUUGUUUCGAAACGAGAGUCCUGUCACCACCAAGAACUCUGGCUCCGUAAUAGCCCAAUUUCGGUUCUCCGUAAUUUGUGGGCUGUACCGGGGCCACAUUUGGACCCGUUCUUCUAAGCUCUAUGCUAUAAAUAAAUCCUCUACAUGCAAAAAAACACCUACGUAUAUGUUCUUUGUAACGUUUGGUGAUUGAUUCGGUCCCUCUUGCUAUUCACUUGGAACCGAUACUU
Molecule: messenger RNA, 1877 nt
Organism: Marchantia polymorpha subsp. ruderalis
Lineage: Eukaryota; Viridiplantae; Streptophyta; Marchantiopsida; Marchantiales; Marchantiaceae
Source: the annotation of a GenBank genome assembly